This is a messenger RNA of Knipowitschia caucasica, 252 nucleotides long. The record is from the annotation of a GenBank genome assembly. NCBI's taxonomy places the organism in Eukaryota, Metazoa, Chordata, Actinopteri, Gobiiformes, Gobiidae.
AUGAGGUCGCACGCGGCGGACCUGGAGAUCAAGCAUAAUCGUGGGAGGGCGUCGGCCAGUUGCAGUCCCAUCUCCACCAGCAGCCUCCCCCUCCUGAGACUCAGGAUUGGUGGGCUCAGCAACAGUUUCUACCGAAGCCUGGGGAGGCUGAGCCUCUUCAUCAUUAGGGCUCUGCCGGGCAGAGAUGUGUUGUCGAGUCCGAGAACUUCCCUCAUCCUGAGCUAUAGGUGGAUUGGCAUUACUGGAAUUUGA